Molecule: messenger RNA, 1653 nt
Organism: Cydia fagiglandana
Lineage: Eukaryota; Metazoa; Arthropoda; Insecta; Lepidoptera; Tortricidae
Exons: 6
Coding region: 169-816 (215 amino acids)
Source: RefSeq, a predicted model, not a curated record
AAUGCCAGGACAGUGAACUUUCAUUUCUAUUAUUUUAAGAUAGAUUUUUAAAUAAUUUUUAAGAUUUUAAGUAGUAUUUUAAUACCAUUGAGAUACUUAAGAUGUUAGGCAUUCAAUAUGUAGAGGGAUCAAAGACGAGCGUUAUUUACUUUUUUGUUGAAUAGUGAAAUGUUUCUGCAGGGCCGUGUUAUAAUUGUUUGGUUAUCUUGGCUUAUCGGAGGAAUUUGUGGCGUUGUAAUUUUGUUAGUUAUAGUUUGCUACUGCCGCCUCAUGCCGCGUCACCAGAAAUCUUUUGAUGAGCAGUAUCUGAAAGAAAAGUGCAACAUCAAAGACAGCCAUGCCGCUUACUCCAGUCAGGACGGCUAUACGAGGGUGAAGAAUGCCGAGAAUGUCGUGUCGCCGGUGCAGGUGCAAGUGUCCCGGCACUCGCGGCCCGCGAGCUACGCGGGCGACGCGGAGCGCCGCGCGCGCGCCGCCCGGCCGCCGCCGCCGCACGACCCGCGCUCGCACGCCGCGCCCGCUGACAGAGACCAGCUGGCGCAGUACGCGUCCAGUGGCAUGCUAGACGAACUAUCUACGAGCACUAGCAUCGACGCGCUCAAGACGCGCUCGCUGCCGGCGUUCCUGCGACCCAAGCCGCGACCCCUGUCCACCGAGGACGACCUGCAGCAGCUUUACGCUAAGGUGUCCCUGAGCAAGAAGUACAAGAACCGCAUGCGUAGCGAGCACGCAGCCAUUAUUGCGCUGAGUAAAUCGCGUAGCCAGUUUUUCGACGCUGAUGCAGUCAUCGUGUACGACCAGCGGACCGCUCUCUAACUUAUAAAGUCUCUUGUGCUCAAAAUCCGACUGAUAGUGAUAAAUUGAUAAUAGAGUCGGACCAAGCUAAAUCUGCACUGACUUUGUACAGACCAUAGAGAAGUCUAAGUCUAGUUAAUUUCUUUAUGAUAGAGACGGAGUGUGAUUGUCACUAUAAACGUCAAAUUUUGACACUUUAAAGUCAGUUCUCUUCUCAUAUCAGACGUCGGUCGUAGAAGAGAUCGACUUCUUCGCAGAUGCAGAACAACAACGAGUAAUACAUAUUGCGCUUGCGCCGCUGCGUCCAGCAGGUCCAAACGAGGACGCGAAAGAUUAGUGACAGAUUACAUCAGCUGAUCUUGAUUUCAGUUAAAAGGAAUUUCCAUCCGAACAUAACUUUUCAAGAAGUUAAAUUCAGGAUAUUCAGAUAUACCUACCUACAACAGUUAACAAAUACGUCUUCACUUUUUACAGUAAUAACGUUCUAACAAGAUUUUGCCCUGUGCCCGGACCCGAGGGCCCCGCGGUGCGCGUGUUGUUUGUUGUAUUGUUGUUGGUGCUCAUGUUGAUGUGUUGUUGUUGCUAUUGUUUUUGUGUAAUAAUUUGUUUUCCAGAGGGAAAAAGAAAUGAAGUUUUACUUUUGCUAGAAAGAAAAGAUCCGCAUGCGAGCACUUGAUUCCCGCGAAGCGGGAAGUUGGAGCUUAAACACGACCUAAUAGUAAGUGUCUUGACAAGCUCACGUCGGGCCUACGGCCUUCGGCCCGUCGUUGCGCUUGUCUUGCUUCGCUUAUCAAGACAGUUGACUUGGUAGAACGCUUGGAAGCACCGCAUUCACGCAGCUCGGCCUUCGGCCUCGCG